CCCCCUCGGGCCGCGGCCCGGUAACGCGGGCGCGCAGCAGGGGCCCCGCUCCGCCGCCCUCAGCGCGGGGAGGCCGGGCCGCGCCCCCUGAGGCGGCCGGCGGCAUUCCCCGGCCCCGCCGCGCCUGCGCGCCCCGUCCCGCCGCGGCGGCAUGUCGCUGCCCGAGCCCCUCAGGCGGCAGCUGGGCUCCUUCAGCCGCACCGUCUUCACCGACAGCCACCGCACCAGCCCGCACCACCCGCCUGGCCGCGCAGAUAAUGAAAUAGUUUCCAGUUUGCCACUGCAGAUGUCCCUCUAUUUCAAUGUUUAUUUUUUCCCAUUCUGGUGGCUCAGCACAGUCGUCAUGCUCCAUCUGAAGUAUCCGAUCUUGUCAGAUUACUACAAGUUCAUCCUGGUCACAAUCAUGAUCCUAGCCUCUCUAAUAGAGGUCAUUCGACUCUACCUGGGAUACAUGGGCAAUCUGCAGGAGAAGGUCCCUGAACUGGCUGGGUUUUGGCUCCUGAGCCUCCUCCUGCAGUUGCCUAUAAUUCUCUUCUUGCUGUUCAACGAAGGUCUGAGAAUUCAGCCACUGGAACGAGCAGUCAAUAUGAUCUUUGCCCUCUUCCUCACCUUCCAAGUCAUUGCAGCCUUUGUCACCCUGAAAAGAAUGGCAAACAAACUGGCAACUCAAUUCCGCCUCCGUGAAUUUGACCAGCUGAAGGAUCAUCCUGUGCCCGAUUUUUACAGCCUGGGUAAAGAAGCGAGAGCAGUUCCCAUGGCUGGCAGGGACCCCAGUGCUGGCUGGGGGUCACACACUGAGGGCCUGAGAAGCUAACAGGGGUGGGCCUCAUGUUGCUGCAGCUCUGUUUCCAUUUUGUUGGGUCAUUCUUUACCUUCCUACAUCAGAGAUAAAAAAAUAGAUCUUGCUUAAGAGCCAACAGUGAACCUCAGAGACUGGAGCUCCACUCUGCGAGAAAAAAAACUCAAAGCCAAUUCCAUAACUGGCUUGAGUGGACUGUUUGUGGACUGUUACUGCACAGAGUACCAGAGUAGAUUUGGUGGUGGUUGUUGGGUUGGUUUUUUUGUUUUUGUUUUUGUUUUUGUGUUUUGGUUUUUGUUUUUUUUACAAAAUCUGGCAUUUGGGAAAAACAAAAAACAAACCACAAAGAGAAGUCUUCUUUUUUCUCACUGUUUGCACAAAAUUUUGUUUACAAUAGAUCUUCGAUACACAUUUUUGUUUGUGUUUUCUCUCUAUUCUUCCAGAUAUGUUGCACAUAUUUAAUGUCUGGUACCCCAGUUAAGCCAAAGCACACCGCCCCCCCCAACACCACACCCCCCUCCAAAAUCAACCCAAAACAACAAAGAACCCAAAAAAAUCUAGGGGCCCAGAAAGAACAAUGGUAAGACAGUGAACAAAGACUACAGUUUCUGAGAUGGUCUUCCAGAUAGUUGCAGCGCUAGGAAUUCCUUACUAAUAAAGUAGGAAUGGAACUUUAGAAGUAUUCCUUCCUCAAAACUCCUGCGUUAAUCUUCUUUGGCUUAGCUAGAGUUUUAACUAUCAAGCCAUUUAAACAGAGUGGUGCAAUUUUCUCAAACAGAGGAUUCAAUAAGUCAGCAGUAACAAAAUUACAGCCAUUAAAAAAAUUGGUUUAUGUCACUGAAAGGCAGAGCCCGUUCUCACAAGCCAGGGCAUAUACCAAGGUUCUCUCAUUCCUGUUACCUGCAUUAGUGUCCUGACUAUCUUCUCCAGUUUUGGUAAUGGCUAAAAGUUCACUUUUUCUGUCAAGGAGGGAUGAGGAUCAAAAGUUAAGAUACAUUUUUCAUCUGAAUCCUUUGAGUCUUCAGCAGGGCAAGAGUCAUCAGUUUUGAGAGCUGGCACAAACAUCCAAACUGCUCAAAGGAAUGUAAAGAAGAUGGAUCUAAUACGAAAAAGGCACAGUAUGCUUCGAGCUGCUGUGUCGUUAAAGCUUAUAGGACCUCCAGUGAAAAGAUGGCAUUAGCUUUGUUUUGUGCCAAAAUGGCUUGUUUUCUUUUUAAGUCAUGAGUGAAUGCUAAAAUUAAUUCUACUAAAUUUCCUUCUUUUUUUUUUUAUAAAGCAUAUAUUAUCAGAGCACA
Messenger RNA from Falco peregrinus (peregrine falcon), 2094 nucleotides. It is a transcript of the gene TMEM17, whose product is annotated as transmembrane protein 17. Bases 152 to 814 code for a protein of 220 amino acids. NCBI's taxonomy places the organism in Eukaryota, Metazoa, Chordata, Aves, Falconiformes, Falconidae. Gene Ontology annotation, cellular component: ciliary transition zone. Gene Ontology annotation, biological process: non-motile cilium assembly. The record is from RefSeq and is a predicted model, not a curated record. The transcript has 4 exons.